AGACAGAUGUGGGUUUCGCAGUCUUUACAUUCGUAACCACUGGAAUAAUUUCAUUGGCCUGUAAUUAAUAAAGCAAAGGCUGUUUUAUUUUUGCGUCACUUUACGCCUCGGCGCUGUUGAAUUCUGGAUUCCGAUUGGUCAGGGUGGUGUUUGUUCAUUUUUAAAGGUAUGUUAUGGUUUCUAUGGUAACAGUAUUCACGUGGACUUGUUGUUGUUGCGGAUGCUUCGCAGUUAAGGAGGAAAAAAAUCGACGCGGUGAAGUUCUAUGGGAGAUGUUUUUGUUUUUAUUUUAAUAGCUAUGGAAGGAGUCUCCAGUGUCGGAGCUGAGGUAAAGAAAGCUAUAGCUACAUUUUUCAAGUUCACGCUUCCUUGCGGAUUUGCAGUAAAAUGACACGCUCCCAUUUGUUCAUGGAUGGCAAUUUUUUAUUUUUACUUUUUAUUUAUUUAUUAUUAAGUGACCUCUUUUAAUAAAUAAAUAGAUAACCUUUGUGCAGUUACUGUGGUGUAAGAGGAAUAAACACUCCAGGUGCUUCACUGUAACGCCGCUUCAUCACACCGCUCUGUCGUUGAUUAUUUUCCUCUAAGGGCGUGCCACGAGUGUUUUAUUUUUAUUUACUUACUGGUUAAGGAUCUUUGCGAAGGUCUCGGCUGAAGUUUCAGUGAGUUUAGAAAUGUGUGAAAUCUUAUACGUGUGGAUAUUUUGUUUCUUUCUUCUUGCAGUAAACGACAAUAAAGAUAAGCACUAGCCACUGAAACCAUAAUAAACUGGUCAUUGCCCCCCACCAAAAACAAAAAGGGUUACACGUCCUCACCUCCACUUUAGGGAGGGGCAGGGACUCCAACCUCAUGCCGUUUGUUUUCCGUGUAGAGGAUCUGCUGUGUCUUGGGACCGAUGCAGACGCCUCCUCAGAUCUUCUCGGUCAGUGCCUGCUCUUGGGUCAGCAGAUUUUGUCGCUUUCAAGCUGAUUCCUUGGAGGUACCUGAAACCAUGUCAGUCAGCGUCCAUGAAAACCGCAAGUCAAGGACGAGCACAGGCUCCAUGAACAUCUCGCUGUUCCACAAGCCCUCGCAUCCCGACAGCGUCCUGACGCACCUUAAUACCCUCCGCAAACAGUGCAUGUUUACAGAUGUGACUUUAUGGGCUGGAGAUCGUUCCUUUCCUUGCCAUCGGGCGGUUUUGGCAGCUUGCAGUCGCUACUUCGAAGCGAUGUUCAGUGGAGGCCUCCGUGAAAGUCUGGACAGCGACGUCAACUUCCGCGAUAGCGUGCACCCAGAGGUCCUGGAGCUACUUUUGGACUUUGCUUACUCGUCACGGGUCAUCAUCAACGAGGAGAACGCAGAAUCGCUUCUUGAAGCCGCAGAUAUGCUACAGUUCCACGAUAUCCGCGAUGCCGCUGCAGAGUUCCUCGAAAAGAACCUUCACUCUUCUAACUGCCUGGGUAUGAUGCUUCUGUCCGAUGCUCAUCAGUGCAAGCGCCUGUAUGAACUCUCGUGGAGGAUGUGCCUGGUUCACUUUGAAGCUGUUCGGGACACUGAAGACUUUUACGGAUUGUCUAAGGACAAGCUUUUAGACCUUAUACUCAGUGACGAGCUGGAGAUCGAGGACGAGCAGAUAGUGUUCAAUGCGGUCGUGCGCUGGGUCAGGUAUGAUUUAGAUAGUCGCAGAGACUACCUCCCCGAGCUUCUUCGGGGAAUCCGUCUUGCGCUUUUGCCUUCCGAGUGCCUCAUCGAGGCCGUGGCUUGCGAGGAACUGGUCAUGUCAGACAAGCGGAGUCGGCAGAUCGUCGAAGAGGCCAUCCAAUGCAAGAAGAAGAUCCUGCAGAACGAUGGAGUCGUCACCAGUCCGUGUGCAAGGCCACGCAAAGCUGGUCACACCUUGCUUAUUCUUGGAGGCCAGACCUUCAUGUGCGAUAAAAUCUACCAAGUGGAUCACAAAGCAAAAGAAAUCAUACCCAAGUCGGACUUACCCAGUCCGAGAAAGGAAUUUAGCGCGUGCGCCAUUGGAUGCAAGGUCUACGUGACUGGAGGAAGAGGCUCGGAAAAUGGCGUGUCAAAAGAUGUUUGGAUAUACGAUACGGUCCAUGAGGAAUGGUCUAAAGGUGCGCCCAUGUUAAUAGCACGAUUUGGUCAUGGAUCAGCAGAACUGGAAAACAGCCUUUAUGUAGUCGGAGGUCACACCGCUAUAGCCGGCGUCUUUCCUGCUUCCCCUUCGGUAUCUUUGAAACAAGUAGAACGUUAUGACCCUCUGACCAACAAAUGGACCAUGAUGGCGCCGCUCAGAGAUGGCGUCAGUAAUGCGGCAGUGGUCAGCGCUAAGCUAAAGCUGUUUGUUUUUGGUGGGACUACCAUUCACAGGGACAAGGCUUCCAAAGUCCAGUGCUACGAUCCUCUAGAGAACCGAUGGACCAUAGCAGCGGAAUGUCCUCAGCCGUGGCGGUACACCGCAGCCGCCGUGUUAGGAAGCCAGAUUUUCAUCAUGGGCGGUGAUACGGAGUUUACCGCUGCUUCUGCUUACCGAUUCGACUGUGAAACCAACCAGUGGACACGCGUCGGAGACAUGACAUCUAAAAGGAUGAGCUGCCAUGCCGUAGCCUCGGGGAACAAACUCUAUGUGGUCGGCGGCUACUUUGGGACACAGCGCUGUAAGACGCUGGACUGCUACGAUCCAACAUCGGACAGCUGGAACAGCAUCACUACAGUGCCUUAUUCGCUCAUUCCUACUGCUUUUGUUAGCACCUGGAAGCAUCUGCCUGCCUAGCAGUCUCAGAAUGAAGAGGAUGGACUCGAAUGAGGUGUUCACGUUUCCGGACGACGUUACCGAGCGAGCGGGCGAGUGUGCGUGCCAUGUCUAAUGAUCAAACGAAGAGCGUCUCGGAUGGCUUACAGAGAGGAUCUCGUCAGUUACCAAACAGGAGGCGUGAACACACACUGACCUCUCGCACCGAAAGGUUUCUGGAAAAUCCGUCACUUUUGACUUGAAAAUGCACAUUCUUUGGCGACACGCCUGUACUACCUUCCAUAAGUAAAAAAUAAUAAUAAUAAUAAUAAUAAUAAUAAACUGUGAAGCAAAAGUGAAGCCUAUGGAACUCGACAGCACAACGUUCUCAAGGACUUUUGGUUACUGGGGAAAUGCAUCGCGGUUCAUUUGUUUAAAAAGACGAUGACUUUGCACACACACUGCGAGUUGAUGAGGGUUGUUUAACGUUUAAUCAAACUUCAUUUCUUUGAAUACGUGUGAAGAUAAAGGCAUGCGCCGAUAACCGGUUGCACGAUAUAUCACGGUAUUGAGCAUCGUGUCGAAUUUUCUUUUCAGCUAGACUUGCACAUUAAAAAUUCUCCAGAAACAAUUUGGCUAGCUGGCAGUAACGCAUCACCUAGUAUUAAGCUCCGCCUCUUCUCGAUUUCCAUUGGUUGCCACAUUUAACCCGUCAGUCAUUCCUGCCUCUAUCCACACAGCGAGAAAAAUAUGAUGCCGAGACUCUUUACCGUGAACAUGUGCAAUGCGGCUUGUUAAACACAGAAUAUUUGUAAAUACUGUUUAAUGAAGCGUCUGUAAAUAUGUUGUUUUAUAAUCCUGGCGAGCGUUAACGAGACACUACAGAUGUUUGUUUACGGUUGAAAUGUGGCCCGGACCCACGUCAGAUGACCGUCUCGCACGUCACCGUGAGCAUGUUGUUAAGAAACGAACGAAAACGGUCACGUUUGAAGAAAAUCCGGUGCCGUGACCCGGGUGAUUGAUACAAGAACACUAUUUUAAAGCAUGUGAACAGUAUUGCGCUUUAUAUUGCGACGUAUCGUAUGAACGAUUAUCAGCGCACGCCUUCCGAAGGACGAGGAGAGUUUUUACAGGAUUUUUAUAGGAUGUGAAAUUCAGACUGAGGAAAAUGUUUUAUUUUAAAGUUUAAUAAGCGACUUUUCCACUUGGAAAGGCACAUUUUUGGGACUGUGUGUUAUUGAAGAUUGAAGUCCUGCUCCAUGGGUUUUUCCUUCUCUUUUUUUUUGGCCGUUAAUCUGCUCUGCUGGAAAGUUGAAGGUUUGAAAUAAAUAACUUCCUGAUGCUUGUGA
Ictalurus furcatus (blue catfish) is the source of this 4065-nucleotide messenger RNA. RefSeq names its product kelch-like protein 25 (gene enc2). The record is from RefSeq and is a predicted model, not a curated record. Bases 893 to 2758 code for a protein of 621 amino acids. Lineage: Eukaryota; Metazoa; Chordata; Actinopteri; Siluriformes; Ictaluridae. Gene Ontology annotation, molecular function: protein binding. The transcript has 3 exons.